GGCUUCCGUUGAGCACCGAGCAAGAUGGCAGCCUCCGAGACGGUUAGGCUACGGCUCCAAUUUGAGUACCCGCCGCCGGCCACCCCGCACUGCACGGCCUUCUGGCUCCUGGUCGACUUGAACAGAUGUCGCGUCGUCACGGACCUCAUCAGUCUCAUCGUGGACCAAACUUGGAGGAACCCCGAUGGCCACGGGCAGGCCCACUUUCUCUCUUGUUAUUUUGACAGAGUUAAACUAGAAGAGAAGAGAGUUGCUGAGAGUUCUGUAUUAGUAAGUAAUGGUGACGGUACUUUCUCACCUAAAAAAGCAAGGAAGCGGGCAUUUAAGGUAGAGGAGGAUGAAGAAACGGAACUAGAUUACAGGUAUUCAAAGAAGCAGUGGAAGAGACAAGAGAACAGUGACUGUAAUGAGAAGGCCUUGGAUCUGGCACCGAAAGCUGUCACAGAUCAGACUGUGAGGAGAAAAAAAAAGAGAAAAAACAAAGCAACGUGUGCCGUAGUGGAUGAAGAUGAAGAGACCAAAAGAAAAUCACCAAAGAAAAAGGAGAAAUGUGAAUAUAAAAAAAAGACCAAGAAUCCCAAGUCUUCUAAAGUACAGGCUGUAAAAGAGUGGCCCAGUCACAGCUGUAGUCCCCCAAAAAGUUCUGCUAGGAACAGCAUUCGUAAAGUCAGAAGGCAAGGUGUCAGCACAUGUUCAAAAGAUAGUCCCAUUUCCUCCUCAGAUUCUGAGUCUUCCCAUGAAUCAACCAGUGAUGGCAUCAGUAACGUCACUUUAGAUAUUAGAAAUUCCUCAGAGAAAAUAGCAAUGGAAUUAUCAAAGGAAGGACCAUCUACCAAAAAUACAACUGCAAACAAACUGGCUACAAAAGCUGGCUUUAGCUUCACCCCCAGCAAAGGCAAGACCUCUGGGACAUCAUCGUCUAGUUCAGACUCUUGUUCAGAGUCAGAUGACCAAAGGAUGUCGCAGAGCACUGCAGAGUGUGCCGCGGGUUUCUUGAAGACAGUAAGCCUCUUUGCUGGAAGAGGCUGUCCAGGCCCAGGACUGUCCUUGCAGACUCCAAGUGCUGUUGGCUGGAACCAUUCUGACUCAAAUACUGGCAGACAGGCUCCUGGUCCUCUUCCCAGUGUGGGUCUCCUGACUGGUUUAGGGAGAGGAUGGAGUAGAGAAGAAGACUUUCUGUCUUGGAAGGGAGCCAGGGGUCGGGGCAUGCGGGGGAGAGGCCGAGGUCGUGGGCGGCCAGUUUUCUGUGCUGUAAACAGAAACACUGAAUGCCAAAGGCAGCAGCAAUUAAAUGAAACAGUAACAAACAUAUCUACUAUUAUUCAGAAUCCGGUAGAGACACAAAAGAAGGACUACAGCCUGUUGCCGAAGUUAGCAGCUCCCCCUCAAAUUGGAGAAAAGAUUGCAUUUAAGCUUUUGGAGCUAACAUCUGAUUACUCUCCUGAUGUCUCUGACUACAAGGAAGGAAAAAUAUUAAGCCACAAUCCAGAGACCGAGCAAGUAGAUAUAGAAAUUCUUUCAUCUUUACCUGCCUUGAAAGAACCUGGAAAAUUUGACUUGGUUUAUCACAAUGAAAAUGGAACCGAGGUAGUGGAGUACGCUGUGACACAGGAGAGGAGGAUCACCACUAGUUGGAAAGAAUUGAUUGAUCCAAGACUGAUUAUUGAAUCUCCAAGUAACACAUCAAAUACAGAUCUUGUCUGAGGAUGGCCUCUCCACCUCAUAGUUUGUAAAUGUCUUGUUUGUGAAAGUGACUAUGAACUUUUUUUGUUUUCAAAGAGGAUUUGAAAGUUGUAUGGAUUUUUUGUGAUCUUCACUUUACUGCAUAGGAAAAAAAUCUACCUCAUCAUUUAAAAUAACAUGAGUGUUGGUUUUGCAGACCUUUUUUUUGCAGUAAACAAAACCUAAAACAUGACAUUCCCUACAGUCAUUGUUAUACCAAUAUGUUAUGGGUUCUUCUCUUUUUUUAUUUUUCUGGGUAUCAAGUAGCAAUCGUCAGUAGGAGUUUAUAAUACCAAGUACAAGGAUGUGCUGCACAUCUUAUCUCAGUAAGUCUUAAGUAACAUUUUAGGACAUUAAAGCAUGUUACUUGACCUAAUUUUUUUUAACAUUUAAGUUGUUCCAUUAAAUGGAGCAUCUUAUAAAUUUCAAGUAUUUUAUACUUGUAAUUGUCAAGAGUGAGCAGGUGGUUGGAUUUGUUGCAGGCAGUGAGUUAAGGAAUCCUUUCACGUUUUCACAACUUUAAAAUUAAGGAUUCUCAGGGCCUCCUGUGGAGCGAACAUAAGACCUCGGGUGUGUGCCUGGAGAACUGGUGUCCUCUCAGGUGAGAGGAUUGCUGUGAGUUUCAGACCAGGGACUAUGUCAUCUUGCUACGUGAUGCUGGGCACCUGGCUGAGUGAGUUGGAGUGAGGAUCUUGAACAGAAACUUCCUUUUCUGUUGUUAUGCAGUACAAAGUUAAAAUGGCUAAAUAUAUACUGUGAAAAUUGUUUGUUUUAACAAAAGAUCAAAUCCCUCCUUCAGCCUUGCAGAUUUUUAAAUAAAAUCAUAUUGAACUAAA
Molecule: messenger RNA, 2558 nt
Organism: Carlito syrichta (Philippine tarsier)
Lineage: Eukaryota; Metazoa; Chordata; Mammalia; Primates; Tarsiidae
Gene: COIL
Product: coilin
Exons: 8
Coding region: 25-1704 (559 amino acids)
Biological process (GO): spliceosomal snRNP assembly
Cellular component (GO): Cajal body
Molecular function (GO): U1 snRNA binding; U2 snRNA binding
Source: RefSeq, a predicted model, not a curated record